AUGUGUUUGAAUGAGCACGGUGAGGCACGCUGUCGGUUUAAAGGGCACUGCAACGUCGGAGACUGCAAGGAAAGGCACCAUUCCCUUCUUCAUCCACCGAGCUCAAGCACACCUCUGUCAACGAACUGCCAUGUGCACGACUCGGAGCAGCAUCCCGUCAUUUUUAGGAUGGUUCCGAUCAAACUGCACCACGAAGGACGCACCUGCAAUGUCAUUGCCUUUUUGGAUGAAGGGUCCUCGUAUUCCCUGAUGGAGAGCAACGUGGCCGAACAACUCAAGCUAAAAGGAGCUUGGGAACCGAUUCUCGUGAAGUGGACAGCUGGGAUGAGUCGGCUUGAACGAAAUUCUCGCCGUGUUGACGUGUCGAUCUCGCCGAGCGGAUCCAACGAGAAACUUCUCCUACGAAAUGUCCACACAGUCCAAGAGCUCCAACUGCCGGAGCAGAAGAUUCGUUUUGCCGAGGUUGCCGCCCGUUUCAAGCACCUUAGUGGGUUACCUGUGGCUGAUUGCUUGGGUGGCUCUCCAAAAAUUCUUAUUGGACUGAAACACCUACACGUGUACGCACCAUUAGAGUCACGAGUCGGCAACGCUGGGGAGCCAAUAGCGGUUCGCACGCGGCUUGGUUGGACAAUAUAUGGCCCUCAAGGUAAUAACGUCACCGGAACCGGGUUUUCUGGGCAUCACACAGCUGUUGAACUAGCAGAUUUGGACCUCCAAGAACUUCUUCGAAAACAUUUCACGCUAGAGGAGUCUGGCUUACUAGUCAAGGUACUCCCAGAAUCUAACGAAGAUCGUCGAGCGAGAAUAAUGCUGGAGCAAACCACCCAGCGCAUCGGAGACCACUUCGAGACCGGCCUUUUGUGGAAAAACGACGACCCUCAAUUGCCGGACAACUACCAAAUGGCGGUAAAGCGACUGAAGAGCCUGGAACGAAAGUUAGGGAAAAAUCCAGAACUGGCGCUGAACGUGGAGAAGCAGAUCGACGAUUAUCAGCGGAAAGGAUACGCCCACAUCGCUACUAGCAGAGAGUUGAAGGAAGCUGAACCGGGUAAGAUCUGGUACCUUCCCUUAAACGUCGUGCUCAACCCCAAAAAGCCGGGAAAAGUCCGGUUGGUCUGGGACGCUGCUGCGGCCGUGCAGGGGAGAUCACUCAACACCGAAUUGUUAAAGGGCCCCGAUCUUCUGUCAAGCCUUCCGUCCGUCAUGUGUCCCUUCCGUGAGCGGCCUGUCGCCUUUGGCGGCGAUAUUGCUGAAAUGUACCACCAGAUACAUAUACGGGCAAGUGACAAGUCGGCACAGAGGUUUUUGUAUCGGACAACUGCUUCUGGACCUCCAACGAUUUUUGUAAUGGAUGUUGCCACCUUCGGCUCAACCAGCUCACCGUGUUCUGCGCAGUAUAUCAAAAAUCGAAAUGCUCAGGAGUACUGCGAAGAAUAUCCAGACGCAGUUGAAGCUAUUGUCGGCAAACACUAUGUCGACGACUAUUUCGACUCCACGUUCACGGUACACGAAGCAGUCAAACGAGCAAAACAGGUCGUUUUCAUCCAUUCAAAAGCUGGAUUCCAUAUGCGAAACUGGGUGUCGAACAGCGCAGAAUUUCUCCGGCAUUUCAACGGGCAACCGGAUAAUCGCAUAAUACACUUCAACUGCGACAAGUCCAACUACACGGAGAGAGUCUUGGGUAUGUCAUGGAACACCCAGGCAGAUGUUUUCGUGUUCGCGGUUGUUAUGCAUGACGACCUGAAACCUUACCUCAUGGAAGAGAAGCUGCCAACGAAACGAAUACUACUGAGAAUCGUCAUGAGCUGCUUCGAUCCCCUCGGUCUGUGGACGUUGUUCACCGUUUUCGGGAAAAUGAUCAUCCAAGAUCUCUGGAGAAACGGGUGUUCGUGGGAUGAUGUUGUCGACGACAAUUCUGCGAAAAAAUGGUUCAAAUGGAUUGAGCUGCUGCCACGUGUUCAGGAGAUGAAGAUUCCACGCUGCUAUUUUCUAGAUACGAAACCUUCCGACUACCAGAAUUUAGAGCUUCACGUGUUUGCAGACGCAAGUGAGGAGGCCUAUGGAUGCGUUGCCUAUUUCCGAGUCCUAGUGAACGGACAACCAAGAGUUGCACUAGUAUCCGCAAAGUCGAAGGUGGCUCCACUACAGUACAUGUCCAUCCCCAGAAUGGAGCUCCUCGCCGCUGUACUUGGUGCUAGAUUAGCUGCUGCAGUCAAAGCUAACCAUUCUGUAGAAGUAAGGACUGUUAUGUUCCAUAUUGACUCCGCAACCGUACUUUCGUGGAUCCAAUCCGAUCAUAGGAAGUACAAACAGUUUGUGGCGUACCGUAUCGGGGACAUUUUGAGCCUCACUAGCCCACAGGAAUGGAACUGGAUCCCAACGAAAUACAACAUAGCCGAGGUGAUUACGAAGUGGGGUAAGCAUGGUCCACCAAUAGAGUCCGAUGGUGAGUGGGUACGCGGUCCUGAAAUACUUCGCAGACCAAAAGAAGAGUGGAUUCAACGACCCCUACCAACUCCAGGCGUUAAGGAAGAGCUGCGAGCGUAUCACUUGUUCCACGAAAUUUCAUUUUCCAAUAACUUGAUCGACACUACCCGAUUUUCGCGCCAUACUAUCCUGGUUCGAAGCAUCGCUUGCGUAUUUCGAUUCAUUUCAAAUUGUCGCAAAAGGGUUAAAGGACAGCCGAUCGAAACUCUUCAAGCUACGCCAAAAUUGGAAAGGUCGAUCAAAAGGGUAUUCCUGUCGAACAAAACUCCGCUAAAACGUGAUGAAUAUCGACUGGCUGAGAACUAUCUGUGGCGAACGGCGCAGCAAGAAGGUUUUGCUGACGAGCGGAAGACAUUACUGAAGAAUAAGGAACUGCCUCAGGUAAAGUGGCACUCCAUAGAACGAUCCAGUGUGCUCUACAAAUUGGCUCCUUUUCUGGACGAAGAAGGGGUGAUUCGUAUGGAAGGCCGCUCGGCGCAUGCAGAAUUCAUCCCAUUCGAACAGCGGUUCCCAAUUGUGCUUCCAAAACCGGGAGACCGUGGUGAAUGA
Messenger RNA from Aedes albopictus (Asian tiger mosquito), 3036 nucleotides. RefSeq lists its product as uncharacterized. The record is from RefSeq and is a predicted model, not a curated record. Lineage: Eukaryota; Metazoa; Arthropoda; Insecta; Diptera; Culicidae. The transcript has a single exon. Bases 1 to 3036 code for a protein of 1011 amino acids.